AUGUCCUCCAUCGUCACAAGCAUUUUAAGCACAACUAUUGGUUUACUCUGGAAUAAAGUUCGCGACACGACUGCUGGUAAACUGAAACACGGUGAUGUCACAGGUGCAAAAAUUCGCGAGAUACUCGUACGAGAACUUAACGACAUCAAAACCAAACUUGACGGUCUUUCUCGUAAAGACUUGCUUAGCAGCUAUCGUUUUUUAAAGGAAGGCGUUGAUUUACUCAGUGUUACUCUUGAUAAAGCAAAGGACGAGCAGAAAACUGUACUGAACGAAUCUCAAGAUGAUCGUGGCGAAACGGCAAGAAUGCCGAGCGAUGGUGAGGCUUGUGUCUUAAACGAAGCUUUGGAACUUUCUCAUGCCAUGGGAAAGUUAAAAAUCAGCUCUGAUAAUGAGUUUGAAUCUGCCAAAAAAAGAUUCGAGGAAGCCCGUAAGAGAGCAACCGAUGCUUUCUGUAAUGAAUCAUUAACUAUCAAAGAUAGAAUUUUUGCUGCGAAACUACGAUUAGUUUCGGAAAUACUGGAAUACCUCGAUAGUCCUCAAACCGCCAUUACAGGGUGUUUGUCAUUUCUCCAAGAACUGCAAAGUUUGCCCGCUGUCCGUGAGAUAUUCUCAGUUUAUCUGAAACGCGGAGUCAAGUCGCAGUUUAAUAAAGCAGAACGAGUAGAGCACGUGAAAUCUGUUAUGGUAAUCCAUUAUGUCCUUUUUCAAUUUGUUUCGAAAUUCAGUACUAAGUAUUCAUUUCUACUUGCCUGGCCAACAAUUGAACUUGCUGAUCGUAGUUUUCACCCAAUAUUGCAUUGGCAGGAGGUUUCGGCCAGAACCUCUUGGGGUGAAGAAUUGCUUGAGCCUCCCAACAAACUGGUACUUAAUGAAGAAAUACAUCCUUUUGUAUCUGCUGUUAACGGUCAUGGCGAGAUAAUUGCACGGUAUAAUGACAGCAUCAAAGUUAUAUCUAAAACAGAUGAAAUUAAGGUGAUCACAUUACCCGAACCCAGAGAAGGGGAAGUCAGCCAAUUGCAUCAAUAUAUUGCAGAACUUGCUAUUGAUAAAAAUAACAAUGUUUAUCUUGUAAGAUGGCUUAAAACAACUACGGAAAACGGCGAGAUGAACAGUUACGUACUGUAUGUAUUGGACGAGAAUUAUGAUGUUAAACACAGCUACACGUUUGAUCUCUUGGACGCAACAGUUCAUAACUGGAUGAGGAUAGCUAUGAACAGUAACAGUGAUAUCAUCAUGACCAAAAAAGACGAUCCACAUGUGUACGUCUGUGAGAAUACAGGACAGUUGAAAUGCAAGUUUGAACUAGACUCGACAUGUGUACCCAUCUUGUGUGUUUCUAACAAGAAUGAAAUCAUGAUAAGAUCAGAUGCCAGAGCAGUUCAUAUCUAUACAGAGGAAGGAGCGAAGAAAUCAACAAUAAUAGUACCAGAAGGUCACGACGUCCGUGGGGUGGCAUUCCAGUAUCUGAAUUGUAAAAUAAUUGUCCUAACCAAAGACGCGAGACAAAAAUCUUUAUUCCUUCUUUGCUAUUCUGACGCAGGGGAACUGGAGGCCACGACCUUCUUUUGUAACUGGAGUGAAAGUCAAUGGGAGCCACGCAUCACAUCUCAUCCAAGUGGUCCAGUUGCUGUUGUAAAUGGGAGAAGCAUCAUCUUUAUUUAA
Paramuricea clavata is the source of this 1665-nucleotide messenger RNA. NCBI's taxonomy places the organism in Eukaryota, Metazoa, Cnidaria, Anthozoa, Malacalcyonacea, Plexauridae. The record is from the annotation of a GenBank genome assembly.